Choloepus didactylus (southern two-toed sloth) is the source of this 960-nucleotide messenger RNA. Its product is annotated as olfactory receptor 18-like. Gene Ontology annotation, biological process: G protein-coupled receptor signaling pathway. NCBI's taxonomy places the organism in Eukaryota, Metazoa, Chordata, Mammalia, Pilosa, Megalonychidae. The annotation marks the transcript as partial. The transcript has a single exon. The record is from RefSeq and is a predicted model, not a curated record. Gene Ontology annotation, molecular function: olfactory receptor activity; G protein-coupled receptor activity. Gene Ontology annotation, cellular component: membrane.
UUCCAAAUAUGUCUCUGCUUCAUCAAACAACAGAAUCUAACCAGGGUCUCAGAAUUCCUCCUCUUAGGGCUCUCGGCCGACCCAGAACUACAACCCAUCCUCUUUGGGCUGUUUUUGUCCAUGUACCUGGUCACUGUGCUUGGAAACCUACUCAUCAUGCUGACUGUCAGCUCUGAUUCCCACCUCCACACCCCCAUGUACUUCUUCCUCUUCAACCUGUCCUUGGCUGACAUUGGUUUCACCUCUACCACAAUACCAAGGAUGCUUAUGGAUAUCCACACUCGCUGCAGAGUCAUCUCCUACAAAGAAUGCCUGAUUCAGUUGUCCCUUUUUACUCUUUUUGGAUGUAUGGACUGUAUGCUUUUGACUGUGAUGGCCUAUGACAGGUUUGUGGCAAUCUGUCACCCCCUCCAUUACCCAUUUAUCAUGAAAUCCUGGUCAUGUGGCCUCCUGGUUCUGCUUUCUUUUGUCAUCAGCCUUCUGGAGUCCCAGUUGCACUGCUUAAUGGUUUUGCAACUAAUAUUCUGUUCAGAUGUGGAGAUCCCGCAUUUCUUCUGUGCCCCUCCUACACUCCUCAAACUUGCAUGUUCUGUCCCCUCUUCCAGCAACAUAUUAAUAUAUUUUACUGGUGUCAUCGCUGGUGGAAUUCCAGUCUUACUGAUCAUUUUGUCUUACACUCGAAUAGUUUCCUCCAUUCUAAGAGUCCCAUCUUCAGGUGGGAAGUAUAAAGCCUUUUCCACCUGUGGCUCUCACUUGUCAGUUGUUUGCUUAUUUUACGGGACAGGGCUGGGAGUGUAUCUGAGUUCAGCUUACUCACCUUCUCCUGGGAAGGGUGUUGUAGCCUCUUUGUUUUAUACACUGGUCACCCCCAUGCUGAACCCUUUCAUCUACAGUCUGAGGAACAGGGACAUCAAAAAGGCCUUAUGGAGGAUACUCAGGAGAACAUGCCCAUCUCAAUAA